This is a messenger RNA of Microthlaspi erraticum, 219 nucleotides long. Lineage: Eukaryota; Viridiplantae; Streptophyta; Magnoliopsida; Brassicales; Brassicaceae. The record is from the annotation of a GenBank genome assembly.
AUGGGAAAGCAGCCGGUGAAAUUGAAGGCGGUGGUUUACGCGUUGUCGCCGUUUCAGCAGAAGAUCAUGACUGGUCUCUGGAAGGAUCUACCGGAGAAGAUCCACCACAAGGUCUCUGAGAAUUGGAUCAGCACUAUUCUCCUCCUCGCUCCCGUCAUCGGAACCUACUCGUAUGCUCAAUACUACCAAGAACAAGAGAAGCUGGAGCACAGGUUCUAA